GCUUUUUUUCUCUCUUCCCAAUUUAUACCCCUCCAUCCCUCCCUCUUCCACAGGAAGCAUCAGCGCCGAAACAGAGACCAUGACCUCCGUCUGCAUCUCCAACUGCGUCAGCGACGCUCGAGACCCCCGUGUUCCCGUCAGAGCCACGUACGUUAACCUCUACAAGUGGCCGGAAUCGGACGCCGAGUUCGUGAGGUCGGUGAGCCAUAACCGCCGGAAAGGAUCGCAGGUGUACGGACACCCCAGGGUGGUGGACAGUAUCUCCUGCAGGCAGAUGUAUCUGAGAAGCUACAAAUUUUCCAGGAAAGAGAGCGUGCCCGAGAAAACCCAGAAGUGCUUCGGGAGGGUGAAGGAGAAAGUGGGUCAGGGGAAGAAGAACAGGCCUGCUUCGGCGAGGAAAAGGAAGUGUUUGGUUUGGAGGAAAGUGAAGGAAAUCUCGUGCUCUGCACUCUUUAGGAUUUUCCACAAUUUCUUGUCUUGUGCUGCUAGCGUAGAUGUCGUCGAUGAAAAGGAUUGACGUUUUAAUUUGAGGUUGCGAAUCGUAUUUUGCUUGUUUGCUUUCUUUGUUUCUUCUAUUUAUGAUCGAUCGGGAGAGUAAUUAUAUAUAUAUAUUUGUUAAGAAUGCGUGGGUGUAAGAAAUGCACAGUAGGAAUAUGAAGACAAGCACGAGCCUCUUCCUUCCCCAAUGUAUAUUUAUGAAUUUUGACGUUUGCCUCAAGAAACUCUGGCCAGUCUUCUUCUUAUAUUAAUUUCACUACAAUUAAGAAUCA
Messenger RNA from Prosopis cineraria, 770 nucleotides. RefSeq lists its product as uncharacterized. The coding region runs from base 80 to 517 and encodes 145 amino acids. NCBI's taxonomy places the organism in Eukaryota, Viridiplantae, Streptophyta, Magnoliopsida, Fabales, Fabaceae. The record is from RefSeq and is a predicted model, not a curated record. The transcript has a single exon.